This is a messenger RNA of Varroa destructor (honeybee mite), 1976 nucleotides long. Its product is annotated as WD repeat-containing protein 1 l(2)09851. NCBI's taxonomy places the organism in Eukaryota, Metazoa, Arthropoda, Arachnida, Mesostigmata, Varroidae. Gene Ontology annotation, cellular component: nucleolus. Gene Ontology annotation, molecular function: protein binding. The record is from RefSeq and is a predicted model, not a curated record. Gene Ontology annotation, biological process: ribosome biogenesis.
UAGCGCGUUAGGCUUCGACGGAAAUCAAUAAGCAGCAAUAAAACUUCGUAGAAGUAACCAAAUCAUCGAAAAAAUGUUUUAUUCGAUAAGAUGUGUGGAGCUUCUCGUGAGACAGGUUACUUGUCUAGAAACAGCUUUGGUAACGUUAGUGCAUCUAGUCAUGUGUCUCCAAUCCACGUGUUUGGUUUCAUUUGCAAACGACGAAAUUUUGUGAAAUAUCUCUACAAAACAAGUAUUUUCAUUAAUUUUGUGACGAUGAUCAAUCCUAAGAAGAAGGCAGAUGGAAAGGACGAUGAGGAUUUGUCAUCAUGCGUCUCCGAAAGCGAGCAGAUGGAGCAGGGCCAGUCUGAAGACGCUCAAAUGCAAAGUGACGAGAACACCGAAGACAACGACGACGAUGAUGGUCAUGCUGAUGAUGAUGAUGAAGACAGUGAGAACGAUGAAAAUAAUAAAAAAAGCGGAAAAGAAGACGGAGAAGGUGGUGGCGUGUUCAUACCGGGCAAACGAAUCUUAGCCGAAGAUGAAGAGUUAAUCAUGGAUCAUAACGCAUACGUCCUUUACCACCAGGCAACCACAUUCGCGCCUUGCCUUAGCUUCGAUAUCCUUCGUGACCAACUAGGAGACAAUCGUGCCGACGUGUUCCCUUUGACGGUGUACAUCGUCGCUGGUACGCAAGCUGAAACACAUGAACAGAACAAUCUAUUAUGCAUGAAAUUGUGGAACAUGCAUCGAAUUGACCAAACCCACGGCAACGACGAUGACGACGACGACGACGACAGCGCCGAAGACGAUAAUGACGCCUAUGAUGACUAUAACACACAGGAUACAGCAAAUCGAAAGCCCAAGCUCAACGUUGCCAGUGUCCCACAUUCAGGUGCUAUUAAUAGAGUUCGAGUUCAGGAGUUUGCGAACGGGAGAAAAAUAUGCGCUAGCUGGUCAGAUAAUGGGUCUGUUUAUGUAACAGAUAUUACUGAAGCAGUUGCCGCAACACAGAAAAGUGAACUGUUAACAAGUUAUAUCAAAAAGAAGCUGGCUCCACAACCGUUUUUCAAGUUUUCUGGCCACAAAAAAGAGGGGUUUGGUCUUGACUGGUCACCAAUGGUCCCUGGACAACUCGCGUCGGGAGAUUGCUACCGCAGUAUUCAUGUAUGGCGUCCCUUGGAUAAUGGCGCUCGAUUCAAAGUCGAUGAACGACCUUUAAUGGGCCACACUGAUAGUGUCGAGGACAUACAGUGGUCGCCAAACGAAAGCAGCGUAUUGGCCAGUUGUUCUGUGGACAAAUCCGUGCGAAUAUUCGAUAUUCGUGCUAAUCCAGCCAAAGCAUGCAUGCUAUCAGUAGCAGACGCACAUACAAGCGACGUCAACGUGAUCGGGUGGAACCGAGUUGACAAAACAUUCCUACUAUCUGGCGGGGACGAUGGCAUAAUUAAAGUCUGGGACCUCCGACAAUUCAAGACAGGCAAGCCGGUUACACUCUUUGAUUACCACAAAGCGCCUAUCACUUCAAUUGAAUGGCAUCCUACGGAUAGCACCGUUUUUGCGGCCUCGUCGGAGGAUGACUGUGUCACGUUAUGGGAUCUUGCUAUUGAGCAUGACGCGGAAACCGUGGCAGCCCAGGGAGCUGAGGGAGAUGGUGUUGAUGACCUCCCACCACAAUUGCUCUUUAUUCACCAGGGUCAACAGGAGGUGAAAGAAUGUCAUUGGCAUCCACAAAUGCCUGGAGUCCUUCUCAGUACGGCGCACAGUGGAUUCAACGUUUUCCGAACCAUCAGCGUAUGAAACCACAUUUGAACUUGUCACUGGUAAAAAUAGUAACAGGUUUUAAUGAUUUUCUCAAUUUAGCCUUGUUUAAAAAAAUGUUCUUUAAUAAUUAUAAUAAACACACUAUAUAAUAACAGCGUUGUAGGAUACACACGUGUAAAGUAUAUUCAUGUAGAUCAAUAAUAAAUGGUUGUGUUCGAUGAAAAAUCCAUAUA